Molecule: messenger RNA, 1898 nt
Organism: Neodiprion fabricii
Lineage: Eukaryota; Metazoa; Arthropoda; Insecta; Hymenoptera; Diprionidae
Gene: mRpL14
Product: 39S ribosomal protein L14, mitochondrial
Exons: 2
Coding region: 329-772 (147 amino acids)
Biological process (GO): translation
Cellular component (GO): mitochondrion; ribosome
Molecular function (GO): structural constituent of ribosome
Source: RefSeq, a predicted model, not a curated record
GAAUCUCAUAGCUUCUGGUCGUAGUAACAAUUUGUUGCAGACGACACUACGUCGGGCCACGGAUUUCAAAAGUUCCGAGACGUAUUUCUACUUAUUUACUUGAUUUACAUUACAACAAAGUCAGAUCAUCAGUACCUAUGCUAUCGAAAAUUAAAUUCGGAUGCUAGCAAGUUCAUUGAGCAAAAACACUCUGUGCAUGGGGAUGAUAAUUCCGUCCGUAUUGUCACCGGAAUAAAAGACACGGUAUUUCGAAUCUAUUUCUAACCUCAAAAAGAAAAAAAAAAACGAACAUCUGAUACCGAAGGGAAGGAGAAAAUAUUAGAGAAACAUGGCUCUUUGUGGAUCGAAGAUAAAUGUAAUGUCUAGGGGUUUUCACACCACCCCGGUUGCCCAGGAAAUUCGAAAAAUGGCCCGAUUGCGAGUCGUGGAUAACAGCGAGAUUGGGAAGAGCGCUAUGCUGGAAGGAAAACCACCUAGAUGCAUUCAUGUAUACAACAAGCGUGGUGUUGGUUUCUUAGGUGACAAGGUGCUGCUAGCCAUAAAAGGUGAAAAGAAGAAAGCCAUCCUUGUAGGACUCAAGCAAAACCAGUCGCCUAGGAUACCUAAAUUUGACAGCAACAACGUUGUUUUAAUAAACGACGAGGGUACACCCCUUGGGACUCGGAUCCACGUUCCAAUUCCCCAUAUCCUGAGAACUCUACUACAAGAAAAAACUCAAACCAAGGGAGCUGACUAUACAAAGCUGCUUGCUAUAGCAUCAAGAUAUGUUUGAAUCUAGGGUUACGAUAGUGGUAGAGUAUGUUAUUUAAUUAAAAAAUAAAAUUCUAGUAUAUAUACAUAUUAUUGGAAUAUCAUGCGGUGUAUGUUUAUCCAUUUACGGAAUCGAUUUAUCGAUUCUCUGACACAUUGGCUGCAGAUAUAAGUACAAAGAACGCUAUCCCCGGGUAAUUUUCCACAAUGGUUUGCUGCGUUGACUGAAGAAUAUAUUCUUUUCGAAUAAGAAGAGAAAACUUGAAUGAAAAACAAACAAAAGAAUAUAUUCUUCAGUCAACGUCUGGCGGGUCUAGAGACAAUUCUGUUACCCUACACUUUACAGACUUGUCUCUGCUCGGCUUAACGUAAAAUUAAGUCGGCAACGCGAAAUACUGCAAAUUUUCCCCCGCGCACGUUCAAAUGUGUAAAGGUCGUUAUGCUGCAGACCCGAACCAACCUUGAAUCAUGUCACACCGUGGUUUUGCUGUUAUCGAGUUGGAACUGCAGUAACGAAUUAGAUUAUGCGUUGAUUAUACGAAUAUUUAUUUAUGUUCUUGUAAAUGCAAUACUUGGAAUUUAUUUUACAUUCGUUUUACAUGAUCUCAACGCGUUAUUUUUGCAACAACGACUUUGUCGCAAUGGAGCGUAGAAUUGGUUGCACGCAAAAGGCCAAGAAGGCGAACGUAAAUCGUUUCUGCGUAGGAAUACCUAUACCUAUGUAUGGACGAGCAGUGUUUCUGAUUUAAAAACACCGAACACCUUUAUUACACGAGUAUGAAUGUGAUCCCGCAGAAAUAAUCUAUUGCCAACCACGUUUCGCUGCAUAACUAUAACGACUUUGAUAACACAUCAACGAGAAUUCUUACGUUGAACAGAUCCGACUUUUGAAUAUCCGUGAAUAUGUAAUCCUAAUGUACUAAUUCUUAUAGCAUUAGUUGAUGAAAGAAAGAAAUUUGUCUACACAAUAAAACCCUAUAAAAAAAAUCUGAUACAGACUGUCGGAUCCGACAGAGAUCCGACAAUCUGUAUCGGAUUUUUUUUGUAGGGAAGACGUUAUCAUAUUUUGCUCUAGAUAAUGUAUACUGUACACCUAUUUCCUCGUAUUGUAGAACUACUUCUUGAAUAAACUUCCGUCAUAUUCUGCA